UAUUAUUUAUUGUUUGCAAAUGUUAUGGUUUCAGGUUUACAAUGGUUUCAGGAUAUCCUAGGUAACCAGAAGACUAACUCUAGAAGUAUAUACAAUACAUACAAGAACACAAGGGAGGAGGAGGAUGCGGGAAAUUACUUAAUACUCUGUGUGCCUAAAGAACUGCUGGCUUUCUCUUGGUCUUUCGCUUUCUCCCCCCCUGACUCGAACUCAGCUGACGGGGUUACAGGAAGGAAACUAAUCAGUUGAGCACUCAUCCUCCCCAAUGCAACAGAGAUUGUGAUAUCAGGAGAAGUUAUAAAAUGCCACACUUAGAAAGACCCUUAAGUGCUCCGGCAGGGGUAGUACACCCGGAUACUCUAGACAAGGACGGAGUAGAGGGAUCCAUGGAUCCUGAUACACUAAAUGAAACUUCAGUGAUGCUAAACGUGAAAUCUAAAGCUGUGGAUGUAUCCCAGGUUCCCAUGUUGUUAAAUAAACCAGGACGGGUUGACCCCUCUCAGACUAGUCCUAACAGUAACCAGGAGGAUGGAGAGGAGGAGGAGGAGGAGGAGGAGGGAGGUGCUCAUGAUACAAUUACAUCACUAGCUGGCGUUAAAAUGUUGCAAAAAUACCGGAGACAAAUACGGGGUCACGGUUUUAAUAGACGGGGUUCGCAGGGUUCUACUGCUAGACUGGAGGAAUUGUUCAAGGAGGAACCUCUACUGGAGGAGGAGGAAAAAGCAGGACUGACAGAUGAGGAGCAGGAGGAGGAGGAUGAACCCGAGGAUGUAUUUAUCCCUCCUGACGGAGGAUACGGUUGGUUGGUUGCUCUAGGUGCUUUCAUUUGCUUGUUCUGGACUGCUGGGUUAGUAAAAUCCUACGGAGUUAUCUUUGCAGAGAUGAUGAAACUGUAUCCUGAGGAUAUCAGAAUCGCGUCCUGGAUCCCGGCAGCUAUGACAACAACUGCUCUAGCGAUGGCUCCGAUUGCUAGCGCGCUAUGCCAAAGAUUAAACUGCCGACUAGUGACAGGAGCAGGUUCCAUCAUUGCAGCAAUAGGGUUAACUUUGAGUGCUUUUAUGCCAAACCUUCUCUGUAUGUUCUUCACACUAGGGAUACUAACAGGAGCUGGAAUAGGGUUAUCCACUACUCCAGGUAUAAUUCUGACCGCAAGAUAUUUUGAUAAGAAGAGAGCUCGAGCUAACGCGUUCUGUCUCUCCGGUACAGCAGCAGGGAGCUUCUCUCUACCAAUACUCAUUCAAAACUUACUCAGUGUGUACGGUUUCUCCGGUACUCUACUCCUGCUUGGAGCCUGUAUGCUCCAUGCUCUGAUAAGCGCUGCUCUUUUCCGACCUUUAGCUGUUCAUGUUCAAAUAAUCAGGAAUAAAGCUAACAAAGCUGCCCGAGAUGCUCUAGAAACAGAAGCAGCCGCCGCACUACAAGCUGCUCCGACCAGAGAAGUAGAUAUUGAAAAUGGAACUGCUCCGGAACCAAUAAAAAAUGUGGAUAAUGGUUCGGAGAAACCUGUUGAUGAUGAAUAUCCUGUUCCGUCUUACUCCAGUAGCUGUCCUCAGCCCAGUUUCAUGGGAGACAUGAGGUCCCGUCACAACUCAGAGGAGUUCCCUGCUCCUCUUGUUCCUCUCUCCAGGUUCAGAUAUAUCGACAACUCGUUCGAUACGAUAUCUAUGAUGAGCAGUGUUAGCAACAGGUCUUCUGAGCCGGAUAGAUACAACGAGAUUGAACCAGGAUUUCAUAAAGAUAUCUCCGGUAGUAGAUUAGACAAGAAGAACAUGUUCUACAGACAGGAAUCCGACAUAUCUGCUGCUACAGCUAAAUCCUUGAGUCUACGCGAGCUAGCAAUCCACCAAAUCGGUAGCCAUCUUAAUCUUUACAAAGCUAUGUUACUAGGCUCUAGCCCUAGGUCUGGAGAUGUUAACAGCUCAGAUGAAUCUAAAUUAAACAGGAAAUCCAGCUUUAUGUUCAGUUGCGAGGAUAUCAUGGUGGACUCCACAUCUAUUCUCAAGGACUCCAGACAUCCAUCCCACACACAUCUAGCUCAUGGGACACAAGACGGGACAACUCAUAGGGUUGUAACUCUUAACCGGACCCAGAGCGCGGUUGGACAAGUCACUAGAAAACCGUCUUGUCGUCGCCAAAGAAACUUCUCUGAGUCCGAUUACGACCCAGUGUUUAACAAGAACUUGUCAUUCUGUAAUCUCUCCGCAAAAGACAGAAAGAUAACGUUGAUCGGUUCAACGGAACUGGUUUCUGAGGAAUCCCAGAAAAAGAAAUUUGCCGUCCAUCCGGCUUCAAGCUCGGACAAUGAAAAAGUUGUGAAGAAACGUGAAAGUAUAAUGGAUAAAAUAUCCCGGUAUAUUGAUCUAUCCCUGUGUUUGAACCCGGUGUUUCUCCUGCUAGCCUGUUCAGUAAUGAUGAUGGCAGUGGGUAUGCCUCAUUGUCUCUACUUCCUUCCAACCUACGCAAUGAACGCAGGUCUCUCCUCAUCUGACGCUAGUCUCCUCCUCUCUCUCAGUGCUGUAUUUGAUCUCGGAGGAAGGUUGGUUUUCGGAUUUCUUCUUGACCUCAACCUGUUCCCGAAGUACCUGGCGUAUGCCUCGAUGAUGUUCCUGGCGGGGUUCGCUGCCAUCUCUCUUCCCUCGGCCACAACCUUCGUUGAGAUCUCCGUGUGUAUGGGCUGCUAUGGAGUAGGUACGGGCAGUUGGUUCCUCAUGGUUCCUCUUCUCUUAGCAGAACAGUUAGGGGUGGAGAAGAUUGCAUCCUCCUAUGGUCUAGUGAGAUUCUUCCAAUCACUCACAAACUUUUCCGGACCUAUGGUCUCCGGGUACCUUUACAGUAGUACAGGAUCUCUCCAGGCCUCAUUCUACUUCAUGGGUUCAAGUAUUCUUAUAGGAGGAAUAGUGAUUCUCUUCCUUCCUUUAGCAUUACGAUGUGACAAAAAGAGAAAUCAACCUGAACAGUGAGCAAUCAGACAGAUUCUGAACUUUUCUUGAACCCUCAUAAAUUUGUACAUGAUAAAUUGCCUAACAUGAUUAUGAUCUAUUCCUAAUCCUGACAAGGUAUUGAUCUUUCUUCUGAUCCUUAUCCCAAACUUGAUCCUGCUACUAAUACUGAUACUGCUCCUGAUCCUAUUCCUCAUACUGCUCCUGGCCUGAUUCUGAUACUGAUUCUAAUCCUGACACAAUUCAGAUUUAAUCCUGGUAAUGUCCCUAUUAUGACACAGAAGUUAUAACUGACCCUGAUAAUGUUCAGGAUUUGAUUUUGAUCUUAAUCCUGAUCCUGAUAUUGUUCCUGAAAUAGUUCCGAUCGUAAUCCUAAUCCGGAUAAUGUUCCUGACAUGGUUCUGAUCCUGAAUUGUUCCUGACAUAAAUUUGAUCUUACUCCUGAUAUGAUAAAGUUUCUUAUACAAUUCUGAUCAUAAUCCUGAUUCUGAUAAUGUUUCUGACAUAGUUCUGAUCUUAAUCCUGAUCCUGAUAAUGUUUCUGACAUAGUUCUGAUCUUAAUCCUGAUCCUGAUGAUGUUCCUGACAUUGUUCCGAUCUUAAUCCUGAUCCUGAUAAUGUUUCUGACAUAGUUCCGAUCUUAAUCCUGAUCCUGAUAAUGUUCCUGACAUGGUUCUGAUCUUAAUCCUGAUCCUGAUAAUGUUCCUGACAUGGUUCCGAUCUUAAUCCUGAUCCUGAUAAUGUUUCUGACAUAGUUCCGAUCUUAAUCCUAAUCCUGAUAAUGUUCCUGACAUGGUUCUGAUCCUGAAUUGUUCCUGACAUAAAUUUGAUCUUACUCCUGAUAUGAUAAAGUUUCUUAUACAAUUCUGAUUUUAAUCCUGAUCCUGGCACAAUUCAGAUCUGAACCAACCCUGAUAUCGUUCCUGACACAUCCUUAACCCUGAUCCUGAUCAUAAACUUGAUCCUGAAAUUUAUUCUUAUAUCCUCAAUCCUCAGAUUCUGAUCACUUCAAGCAAUCAUUUAUUUUUUUUUACUUCAAAACAUAUUUGGCUCAAAAUGAAUCUGGAUCUGAUGAAAAAAAUCAUCUUUUAUUCGAGUCACAAGGUCACACUUACAACACAAGUAUUGAGAAUGUAUUUUUAAAAAUAUUUCUAAAAUAAUUUUGUUAGUACUCUCUGACUCCAGGUACUAGCUAGGACUGCUGUGAUAUUUAUAAUUCAAUCAUUGAACGUAGUGCUACAGCACAACUAAAUUUUAUGUUUAAAAAAAACAUUUUUCAUAUAUUAUAUUUAUUACUUUGUAUUAUGAAUCCAUUUCCACAUUCCAAUGGAUUGCCUGAAACCAAAAACAGAAUAUUCACGCUGUAUAAAUUGCUAUUAUAUAAUUAUUUACAAAAUAAAGCUAAAAAACGUUG
Messenger RNA from Eurytemora carolleeae, 4352 nucleotides. RefSeq lists its product as uncharacterized. Gene Ontology annotation, molecular function: monocarboxylic acid transmembrane transporter activity. The transcript is spliced from 7 exons. NCBI's taxonomy places the organism in Eukaryota, Metazoa, Arthropoda, Copepoda, Calanoida, Temoridae. Gene Ontology annotation, biological process: transmembrane transport; monocarboxylic acid transport. The coding region runs from base 303 to 2960 and encodes 885 amino acids. The record is from RefSeq and is a predicted model, not a curated record.